CAAAGUUGGUAGUAAAACACGUUGAGAAACAAUCAUGUGACUGAUUUUGAUUGUGACCUCACUCAUUAACGUUGCUAUGGAGCAUUUUGUGACGCUCAUCCAAUCAAAACCAAAGUUUGACGACAACCGCCUGGAGCAGCGUCGACACAUCCAGUAGCAGUAGAGCAAAUGAAAGACGUUCCACCUCAUGUCAAUCAGCCAAUAGGUGCUUGCAAUCUUUGGCACCGUUCCAGAGACGGGCCACUACCCUCUUGUCAUUGGCUAUACUGGUUUCGAGCUGCGGGGAGGGUAGCCAAUAGGAAAUAGGAAAGUUGGACGCGCGCCCAGUGAGAGAGCGUGAAGGGCUGGUGGAGGCGGCCUUACCGUAGCUGAAGGAAAGUUAGAGCGAAUGUGAACUGUAGUAUCAGGCAGUGGGGAGUAGUGAGGGGAGCAGAGUUUCGUCUGUGCAGCUGGUUGCUGCCGCCAUUUAUUGUUCUUUAAAUCCCACUCCCGAGUUCGGUCGAUCGGCAAUGUCAUCGCAAGUGGCACAGCGAGUGCGGCCCAGUGGCUCCCCGACCUCCAGCCGCCCCCAGCCGCUUCGAGCCACCGUCCCCUUCCAGCUGCGAGCUGCUGCCAGCAACAAUGCUCCAAGCGCCGUCGCCGGCUCCAGGCUGGCCGUCGGCUCCUCGUGCUCGCCGCCGGCUCCGGCCACCUCCGUGUCUGUAUCUCCGCCGGCAAGCCGCAGCGCUUUUCACACCGUGGCCACUUCCACUAGCAUUGCCCCCGGGCCGGGCGAGCAAGAGAUGGCUUGGAGAGCGGUGCCGUCCGUCGAGAGGAAAGCCAGUCACUCUGCCUCCUGCUGCACCUCUCCCGUUAGUAAAGCUAUUGAAAAGCCCAAACCUCAGAAGACACUAUCUUGCAUACGCCGCACCUCCUCUCUUGACACCAUAAUUGGACCUUACCUGGUAGGACAAUGGCCUCGUGAUGCAGAUGUGCAUUCUAUAUCAUUGGAGAAUGAGAAAGCUACACAGACUCCUAGUACUUGGCAUGAGAUAGGACUGAAAAGGAAGAACUCUCACAAACGUUCUGCAUCAUGGGGUAGUGCAGAUCAGCUGAAAGAGAUUGCAAAGCUCAGACAGCAACUUCAACGCACCAAACUCAGCAAGCGGCACAGCAAGGACAAAGAACGUCAGUCACCUCUGCAUGGAGAUCAUACUGCUAUGGGUUUGGUACAGCAAGGAACUUCCAAGUUUGUACCGAUUUUGCCAGCCAAUCUUGCUUUCACAAAGUUAAUUCCACGACUUAGGAACAGCUUGGAAGCAAUAAAUCAGGAAAUUGAAGGGAUGUUUAUAAAGGAGCCUGGAGAUAAAGAAUUACUGAGGAUUAUGGAUGCACCGGAUGGGCAUAGGGCACCCUUCCCUUCCCAGCAAUAUAGCAGCAUUUCUCAGAAUGACCUCUCUCCUGUACCUCUUGAACAGACCAGUGGCUAUAGUAGUCCCUCUCUAUAUCCGUCCCCAUCCCCAUCUCCUUCAUAUCCAAAUGGAACCCAAGAAGAAGGUGCUUGUAUUAUCGAAGACUUAUCAUUUUUUAUUCGUGAUAAAGAUAGUGGCACGAACUCUCCUCUCCUGAAAUAUGCUUCCUCUCCCAAACCAAACCACAGCUACAUGUUCAAACGGGAGCCUCCAGAAGGUUGUGAGCGGGUGACUGCAUUUGAAGAAACCCCGGCUGUUUCCUUCGAGCAGGCCCUGCUGUACUCGUGUCCAGAUAAAAACAAAGUUAAUUUCAAUCCUACCGGAUCUGCCUUCUGCCCAGUCCAUAUUCUUAAGCCUCUCUUACCUAAUGUUGACUUGAUAUUGAGGCACUUACCAGCAUCUGUUUCAUCACCCCCCCCAAAUACUGGGGUAUCUUCGAGCACUUUGACUUCUUGCCAGUCUACAACUCAGGUCUCAUUCCAGCAACCAUUGGAGAAUUCAGGGACCACAGACUUUGCUGAGCUUUCUAAGGAACAACCUCUACAGUUUGAUCCUUGGAAACUUGCUCAGACAGAAGAAAGUGCCUUUUUUCAGAGCUCAUUAAUAAUUUGAACUGGUAAAUCCGCAAAAGUUAACAGCUGACUGGAACUUCACAAUUAACAAAUUUGUGAUGAGUACUACAGAUUGUGGCUGUCUUAGCUGUUGAUGCAUUGUUACCUGACUACAGGUUUGUUUCGUAUGUUAACAGGCCAAUAAUUGUAAAAUUAUUGAGAUUUGUAAAUAUUUAUGCUGAGCAUUUAAUUCAUUAACUUGGCACCAAACAUCUGCUUGUGUGAAUCCAAAUUCUUAGCAUAUAUACAUAAAUGUUUGAGUCCAUGGUAACAAAUUUUGGAGAUGCCUUCUAGUCUUUCCUGCAUCUUUUUAAUUACAAUAGUACAUUUUCUUACUUGGCCUGAGUGGAAAUGUUGAAAGUGCAGUCAAGGUUUAAAAACAAGCUUAAACUGAAGUAAAAUAUAAAGACAUGACACCAUUCUGUCCUGCCACUAUCUAGAAAUUUUGCUGGAGUACUUUCAGUCAGCUUUUAACCUUGUCUCAUACCUGGUGUUCAAGAUUGCUACAGUAUUUUGAAAAUAAAAUUGUUUAUACAUUGAAGAAUGCACAUUGGAACUUUUUUCUCAAAUAACUUUUCUUGCUGUUUACUUUAUGAAACGUGUUCGUUUUGCAUUUUUAAGCAGUGUAGAGCAAUGAAAGGUGACUUGUGUAACUGCUGUUGAUUUAAAGGCUGUAGAAUAUAGUUGGAGCAGAAUUGAUGCACAGACAAGUUGAGCAGAAUGAAAUACUGGUAUACUCUAGCAGCAAGUACACUUCCUGUCAAUCAGACACUUUUUUUUAAAAACUCAGCUGCAAAAACGAAUUAAAUGGUGUUUGAUCUUUAUUCUUUCUGUAGGUAAAAGUAUAAUGAUGUGGCUUAAGCCCAUUAAUGGAGAUGCCACUUGGGAAAUGAAAUUUCUGUUUGUUCAAUACUGAACAAAAUUGUAAUUUCCACAAAUUAUUUUGCUGCAAAGGAGAAGGAAGGUAUUUAAAAAUCAAAAUUUUAAGUCAAUCUGGGUAACAAAUAGAGAAUUGAAUUAAAAAUAGAUUAAGCAAAUUAAAAAUCGACUUCAUACUCAGUUUCAAAAUAAAUAAUUGACAUUGAGGUUAUACUGAUCCUAACCUGUGCAAUGAGAUAGCAAUACAAUUAAGUGUCUUGAUACAGUGCACAAGUGUUUUGUAAUGUAUUGAACAUUGUGUUUACACAAUGGAAUACACUUGCUGUCCAUUUUUUUUUCAAUAUCACAAGUUUCUCCAUUUUACUCCAAGCAAAUUAACACCAUAAUCUGGAGUUUGCCUACACCCUGGUAGAAAGUAUUUUUCCCCCUUGGUUAGCAAUUCUAAAUGCAACCAUUGAGAAGUUCAGUUACUUCUCAAAUUAUUCUGCACUCAAUUUCUAUUGACUUUUUGAAUCAUUUAAAACUUCUGUACUAAAGUGUUUAAUACUUUUGAAAUGAAUACAAAGAAAAGUUCUGUGCCACCCUUUACAAUCAGAGAUUGUGGUGUGGGGGGGGGGUGGCAGGGAGAGAGAAUGGCUUAAUUCAACAAUUUGGUUGCACCAUAAUAAAGUUUGGUUCUUCGAUGGGGGAGACAAAGAGGGAACAAGCAAUGAGCACAAGGUCUAUUUGCACCUGUUAUGUCUAACAGCAAUUUGUAUUUAUCUUUUUACUUUCUCAUUGUCACUGUUUCAAAUGCUUUUUAUACUGAAUUGUAUUUUUAAUUUCUAAUAUAAAUCUGGGCUUAAAUAUACAAAUGUUUUUUUUUGUAUUUAUUUAAACAAUGUACCCAUCUAAAGGGCUAGCUUCAUUAAGUUCCAACUUGGGUAUUAAAAAUAACUAUUUGAAGCCUCUAGCUUAAAAGCAAAGUGUAUAGAUUUUUUUUUUAAAAAUUAAUUCCUCUGCAUUCCAGUUUAAUUUACAGGUAUAUUUGGAUACAUAGCCUGUGAAGAAAAUAGCACCAUCAUUUCAACUUUUAUCUUGAUGUCUCAAAUUUAAAAGAUAGUGUGGAAUUUUUUUUUCUGGAACAAGUUUAAAAUUUAUUUCUUAAAACUAUUGUUAUGAGCGUGUACUAUGUGCUAGCAUUUUAGGUUUUGAUGUAAUUUUUUGCUGUAUCAUGCCUUUUCCAUCUCUACAAUUAAGCUGUAGGUUAUAUCAUAUUGGUCUACAAUUAGUGAUCUUCAAAACUGCUUUGAAAGAAGCUUGAUACCCUGGAUAAUGUAGUGCAAUUACUAAAUUUGUAGUUGAACUAUAGCUCUGGCAAAUCUUAGUACUUAACCCUAUAUUUCUCACCAUGUCUUUCUGCCACCACAAUCCACUUUUCUCAUUCCAAUUUUAAUUCUAGAAUGCAUUUUGUACCAUUUUAAAGUACUUGCCAGUUUAUUAAUAGUGAGGGUGUGAAAUGUAAUUCAAUUCUUAUAAUUGACAAUCUUUGCAGUGAACCAAAUAUCUGGAUUGCCAUUUUAUUUUUAGUUUCAUUUGAAAAUUGGCUUUAGAUAUACUUGGCUCUGAAAUCUAUACAGGCCAAAGUAAAAUAUUGUGUAACUCUUAAAUGUAGUUUGGUCUACACGUUGUCCCAUUUAAUUCUAUAAUGUAGCUUUGUGUGUUUUGUAUUGUACAAAAAGUAACAUCUGCAAAGAAAACUGGUUUUAACAGAUUUCAAACUCUAUUCUUGGUAAUAAUUGGGAGGUAGGAUUGGUAUGCCUUCUGAAGUGGUCAGAAAAUAGUUUGGUGUUUUGCCACAGGCGAAGCUUGGAUUCAGCAAAGUAACAACCAUCUCUAAACAAAUUCUGGUGGCUAUGUGGAGCCUAAUAUAUGUUUUAAUUCCUUUUGAAGAGAUGAGUGCUUUGGAAAGGUCAGUAUUUAGUGCUCAUCACUUUUGUUGGUGGGCUGCUACCUUGGAUUGUUCUAAUCUUUGUAAUGAAAGUUUGGCUUUGUGCUGCUAUCUAAGGAAUUCCAGAAUGAUCAAGAAACAAGGCUUAUGUCCAGGGCUCUCCCUACUUUAAUAACACAUCUAUCCAGAAACAACAUUUUGCUUUCUAUUCCGUCUCCCACUUGUACUGUAGUCAGUAUUGUGAUACCACCUCCAUAAAUGCAAGUAUCCCUUGUUCCCCACCCUGCCUUUUUUUUGGUUUGUGGAAUGGAUUGGUAGUGAGACUCCCAACUCUUAAUGUGUAGUAAAGUGAGACUUUAGAUCUGGCUGAGUGAAAAUUUGAGUAUUGAAUUGUACACUUGCGGUAGCGACUGGGAUUUGGACAAUUAAUGACUUUGGGGAACCUGAUUUAAAAGUGCUGUUGCCUUUUGUUAACCAACACCAUCUAGCGGUAGAAAUGCAGUACUGUAACAGUUACAUGGGCAGGUCUUAACAGCUACAAAUAUGUACAAAACUUCUUUCCCUCCCUCUUGUUGAAUUUAAGAUUAAAACUUGCUUUUGAUUUAGUUUACACUGCCAUGUGUUUGUUAAUUUACAAAAAAGAGAAUCCAGCACCACUUGCUGUGUUGCCUCAGAAAAGAGAAAACUUUGCAAUUCUCUACAUGUGUAUAACAUGUUCUUUCCAAGGGAAUCAAGCAGUGGAAAUUUUCAAAGCAAUUUUCUGUAUGAUCUUUGUAAAUAGUAAAUUUGAGUGAAACAAGAUGAAGUUUAAAGCCUGACAUUGCAGCUUAACCAUUCAUUUGUCAUCAAAACACUAUCAGACUCUUCUCUCUUCACCCCCCCCUAUUAAAUAUUAACUGUCCAUUCACAUUCAGAAACUAUAAGGGUAUCUGAAGAAUUCUGAUUGUAUUGUUUACUUUUGUAGUGUAUUUGAUCAGAAAAAUCUAUGCUAACUGAAAAUAAUAUCACAUGAAUGUUAUGAGUAAAGGAAAUUGCUGGCCAAGUUAGUUAAUUGAAACACCAGAUUUAUAUUUAAAUAAUUGAAUUGGCCUGAAAGCAUAUCUUUGUAGAGUUAUUUUGUUUUUAUAGACACUAUUGAAGAUUUGGUUAUCAAUUGUAUACAUGUUUUGGAACGUUAAGGUUGGACAAAUGUACACCACAUGAGCUGUGUUUAGUUUGUGGAUUUGUGUGUUUUUAAUAGUUUGAGUUUCAGAAAAUACCAAUAAAAGCGUUAAUUUUCACUGCAGACACCUUUGUGUUGUGCAUAAAGGAG
This is a messenger RNA of Mobula hypostoma (lesser devil ray), 6183 nucleotides long. RefSeq names its product glucocorticoid-induced transcript 1 protein-like. The coding region runs from base 510 to 2063 and encodes 517 amino acids. The transcript is spliced from 8 exons. NCBI's taxonomy places the organism in Eukaryota, Metazoa, Chordata, Chondrichthyes, Myliobatiformes, Myliobatidae. The record is from RefSeq and is a predicted model, not a curated record.